Molecule: messenger RNA, 3803 nt
Organism: Vitrella brassicaformis
Lineage: Eukaryota; Vitrellaceae
Source: the annotation of a GenBank genome assembly
CUUUUCUGAAGCGUUUGUAGUGUAAGCUGGUCCACCCAUGCAGUAGUCGCCUCGCCUCUGCUCAGAUCUGCCAGUCUCCAUCACAUCGACACCGAACCAGAGAGAUCACGAUGGACGGUGAGCACAGAACCAGCAGAACUGAUUAACGGUGCUUAUCUUCCAUCUGUGUGUGUCUGCAGGCCUCCCGGCCUGGGCUGAUGUGAUAAUAGUGGGUGCGGGGCCCACUGGCCUGGUUCUUGCUUGUGAGCUGCAGCGAAGGAAGUAGGCAAGAUGCCUGGCGCUGCGCUGCACAUGGAGGAUGAUCAUCAAACAUCGUCAAUGCCUUUGCUGCUUGCUGCAGUGUGGACUACUUGUUGCUGGAUCGGGAGGAGUACUGCGUGACCUCUUCACGAGCACUCGGCGUGCAGGCUCGCUCCAUAGAGAUCUUUGAAGGUUAGCUAGUGCCACAGACCAGCAAGCAAUACUUACACUGCAAGUGCAGUGCAGGCAGCCGCUGUGCUGUGUGAGCAUAUAUGUUCAGAUCUGGGUGUCGUCGAGGAGGCCCUUGCCAACGGCGUGCAGAUGCAUGGGGAGAGGCUCUUCGUCGACGGAGCCGUCGCAGGCAAGAGCUACCUACCACACAGACAGGCACAGGCACAAGCCAACCCAAGCCAACACACUGAUUGCUAUGGAUCCGGACUGUCGCACUUGUCAAAAACGCUCAGUCGAUUGGGACUUUGACAAGUGCGACAGCCCCUAUGCCUACCCCCUCAUUCUCGAGCAGUCCGAGACCGAAAGGAUCCUCUUCACGCGGCUGCUGGAACUCGGCGGGAAGGACUGCAUCAAGCGCCCCGUGGAGGUCAAGAAGAUACACAUCGGGCGGCUGCCUGAUGAGGUAGGUGGGCAAAAUGGAGGGAGGGAGGGAGGGAGGUCUCGGUCUGCCCGUCCAUCCAUCCAGCUGUCCGUCCGUGGUGGCUGUGUGUGCUGCGUUUGCUGCAGGGUGUGUCAGUGAUGGUUGAGGCCCUCCCCGGCACCAAAGAGGUCGAUGACGACCAGGUGGAGACGCACGUCCCGCCUGAAGAGUUCGUCCCACCCUCAAAGACCAUCAGAGGUGCGUCCGAUUAGUGUGCCCAUUACCUCAUCGGAAGACAGCCCAACACACACGUGGAUAAACAGAAAGAUGUUGUGCUCUCUCUCUCUCUCUGUCUCUGUCUCUCUCUCUGUCUCUCCACUCAGGCCGAUACAUCGUGGGUUGUGACGGUGCGCGUUCGAUAGUGCGCAAGGCGUGCGGGAUUCCCUUCCCCGGCUCCACCUUGCCCAACGAGUUCAUCGUGGCGGACGUUCGCAUCAAGUGGGGCGUCCCAAACGAAGUCAACAAGUUCAACCUCAUGAGCGCUAACGGACGCAUGUAUGUGCCCCCCCCCACAGAGCCUUACAGACCCUCUCUUGUCCUUGUGCGUGUGGAAUGCAAUGCGCCUGUCCUUGUGUGUGCCUGCUUCCAGGAUAUGCUGCCUGCCACUCACCAAGAACCGGUAUGUGUGUGUGUGUGGACGAAUGGAUGGAGAGAUGGGUGUGCCGUGUGUGGUUGUGUGUGUGCAGUUGGCGUCUGAUCACAAUCCGCCGCACGGGCGUGAGCGACGGCGAGAUCGUGCUCGACCCCAGCUACUACACCAAGGCACCCACACGCGAGGAGCUGCAGACACUCGUGCAGAAGGUUUGUCAGGCAGGGAGGGAGGGAGGGAGGGAAGAAUGGACACACAGAAAGGGUUCAUUCAACACACCCAUGCUCUGCUCAUGUGUUGUGUUGUGUGUGUCAGGUUGUGCCUGGGAGCCUGAUUGAUGAGGUGCUGUGGGGCAGCUGCUACUCGAUCAACAGUCGAUGCGCCGCGGCCUUCAAGCACCAUAACGCAUUCAUCGCUGGCGACGCUGCACACAUCCACCCUCCGUAAGACACAUAUAGCAGACGCAACACACACACACACACACACACAAGUCCUGUGCUGUCUGUCUGUCCAUUGGCGCAGGCUGGGGCAUCAGGGCAUGAACGUGGGCAUCCAAGACGCACACAAUCUCGGUCGGCACGGCACGCAUCAAAUGGACCGACCCAUCCAUUUGUGCCCCAUGUGAGUGUGUGUGUGUGUGCGUAUGUGUGUGUGUGUGUGCACUGCAUGCGCUGCAGGUUGGAAGCUUGCUCUCGUGGUCAAUGGGGGCGCCAUGAGCUCACUACUCGACACAUACGACCAGGAAAGAAGACCUGUCGGAGGUAUGGAUCACACACACACACACACACAGAGAGAGAGAGAGAGAGAGGUGUCCUACAUGCGCUUUGAGUGUGUGCGUGUGUGUGUGUGUGUGUGUGUGUCAGAGUCGAUAGUGUACUACACGUCUGUCGGGUACAAGGAGCUGAUCGAGGCCAAGGGGUGGGUCAAGUGGUCCAUGAAGAACGUCCUGCCCAUGGUCUUCUCAAUCAACGCCGUCAACCGAGCACUCUCACACUCCAUGAGCAUGACCAGCAUCAGAUACCCACCCUCCGUCAGACAAACAACACCACACACGCACACUCCAGUCGGCUGUGUCUAUCUCUCUCCCUCCGUGUCUUUCUCUCUCUGUCUGCAGCUCGACGAGACCCUCGUUGGUCGCUCGCACAUCCCCGGGGCCAUUCAGCCCGGCCAGAGGGCACCUGAUGCCUACCUGGGGAUGGUACACACAACACACAACACCUCCCUGUGUAUGUCUUGCUGCAUGCCCUGUGUGUGUGUCUGUGUCAGAUCAACGAGAAGCGCGGCACCGAGUUCGUCCGUCUGCACCAGCUGCUGGCCACGCCACACAGCUCUCUACUGCUGCUGGUCCGAGUGCCCAUGACGGGCGAGUCGGAGCAGAAGGGCUUCAUCGGCUGGCUCGGCGAGAUGCUCGGCGCACACCAGGCUAGGAAGGACCCAGGAGGUAGGCAUGGCAUACGUUGACACACACACACAUGACGCCAACACACAGAGACACACACAGAGAGAGAUCUUUUCCCCAUGUCUGUCUGUCUGUCUGUGUCUGUCUGUCAGUUGCCCGAGCGUUGGAGAGUGCCGUGCAUCUGUCUGCCGACGUGUCUCGGCGCACCGGGGUGCCCUCUCGUUCGCCCCACACCGGCACCCGGCUGCUGCUGAUUUUUACGGCAGGCAAAGCCAGCAUCGUCCCGAGCGUCACGCGACGCAAGGACGGCAUGGAGGGCGGCUCCCUGCUGCACAUGCUGCAGAACGUGCACCAACACUUUGCAAGAAGGUUCGGUGGGAUGGGGGCUGAGGGAGGGCAUACACAAGGCUCCGUGUUUGUGUAUGGGUGGGUGCCUGUGUGUCUGUCGGGUCAGCAUUGGUUUGUCUCGCGAGGACCUGCUGAUCGCCUGGGAUGUGGACGGCGAAGUGGUCAAGAACUACAAGCUGGCGACGCAGCUGGACCCGUUCGACCAUUCUGGGGCAUUCGUCUCUAUUCGACCUGAUGGAUACGUCAGCCACCACGGUGAGUGAGUGGGUGAGGGCGUAUGUGUGUGUGAAUGGCUUCAUAGCUACUGUGAUGGGGGAGUGGAUGCGUUGUGGCUUGUGUGUGUGUGUGUGUGUGUGAGCGUAGGUCUGAUGGACGACCACGAGGCCACCGACAGCUACAUCGCUGCCCUGGAUAAGCUCUUCUAGUGGUUUUGGCCUUGAAGCUCUAGUGCCAGUCUAGUCUAGUCUAGUUUCCUGCCUCAGUCUGUGUGUCCUCUGUGUGUGUGUGUGUGUGUGUUUGUGUGGAUCUGUGUCGAUCUAUGUGCAAACGCGACAACCGCGGCGCGGCGCGGAGCU